AUGCCCGUGCCCUCAGGCGCAGCGUUGUCUGAAACUGACACAAGCAACAGAACACACUGGUGCAAACCACUGCGCAGUCACAGACACUGUCCCAGUUCAGUUACACACAAACACUCUCCCCUAUUCAGUUACACGCACACAUUCUCCCCGUUCAGUUACACACAGACACUCUCCCUGUUCAGUUACACACACGCUCUCCCCGUUCAGUUACACACAGACACUCUCCCUGUUCAGUUACACACACACACUCUCCCCUGUUCAGUUACACACACACAUUCUCCCCGUUCAGUUACACACACACGCUCUCCCCUGUUCAGUUACACACAGACGCUCUCCCCUGUUCAGUUACACACAGACACUCUCCCUGUUCAGUUACACACAGACGCUGUCCCCGUUCAGUUACACACAGACACUGUCCCCUGUUCAGUUACACACAGACGCUCUCCCCUGUUCAGUUACACACAGACACUGUCCCCCGUUCAGUUACACACACACGCUCUCCCCUGUUCAGUUACACACAGACGCUGUCCCCGUUCAGUUACACACAGACACUGUCCCCGUUCAGUUACACACACACAUUCUCCCCGUUCAGUUACACACAGACGCUCUCCCCUGUUCAGUUACACACACACAUUCUCCCCUGUUCAGUUACACACAGACGCUCUCCCCUGUUCAGUUACACACAGACGCUGUCCCCGUUCAGUUACACACAGACACUGUCCCUGUUCAGUUACACACACACAUUCUCCCGUUCAGUUACACACAGACGCUGUCCCCUGUUCAGUUACACACACACAUUCUCCCCGUUCAGUUACACACAGACCUGUCCCCGUUCAGUUACACACAGACGCUCUCCCCUGUUCAGUUACACACAGACACUCUCCCUGUUCAGUUACACACACACAUUCUCCCCGUUCAGUUACACACACACAUUCUCCCCUGUUCAGUUACACACAGACACUGUCCCCCGUUCAGUUACACACACACGCUCUCCCCUGUUCAGUUACACACAGACAUGUCCCCUGUUCAGUUACACACAGACACUGUCCCCCGUUCAGUUACACUGUACGCCUAUUGAAAUGCAACGUGAAAGAAAGACCUCAACUUUUAAGAAUGUAUAAGCGAGUGUAGAAUUUGCCUCUCCACCUUUAUUCUAUUUAUGUUUUUCUCACGUUCUCUCCGUCCACACAGCCACAUCUCCCUCCCAUUCAUCCAUCUAUCCCUCCCACUGGUCACCCGUAAAAAUACCUUUUGUAACUGUCAUCACUGCCACCAAUUAUUAUUAUUAUUAUUAUAUUAUUAUUAUUAUUCAUGAUUGAAAACAAGUUUUAAUUACUGAAAGGUGGACUCUGACUCAGGCUAAACUUGAAUUGUUCUAAAUUGAUAUGUAUCAAACAGCAGUGCACCUUAGACACCCACAUACUAAAAACCCCAGAUACAUGUUAAUCUCAGGACCACUGCUCCUUUAAAAAAGAAAACAGAAGUGUGGAGCCGAUUCUAGCACUUCUGUGCAUGUAUGGGGAAAACAUACUGCUCUGUGAGUCUCAGCUGCUUUGGUAUGGCGGAUGCUGCUUCAGCAUAAUCCGUCAUUGACGGUUAUUGAUUGGAUGAACCCCGUGUUGAGUCGAGCUGCACAGAACUGUCACUGAAUUGACUGAACCAAUCAAGUGUAAAACCCGCAGCAAAACCAAAUGAUUGGCAUCCAUCAGAUACUGAUGUCAUGCAGUAGCCCUGCCCAUUUUGGACAUUUCUUUCUCAUCUCUCUCCCAUCAAUGGUGCCAGUAAGACAUUUCUCCAAUUCUUAUGAACUCCCCGUUUUUACAUGAGACAUUUUAGCCUUUCUGUUCGCUAGUCUUUCAACUGCUAUUGCAAGACGGGUGGCACAUUCAGGACAUGUUUCACCAAAACCUAUAUAAUAUUUGCACAUUUGCACUCCGUAACUUCACGUUGGGUAGUUGCCAAUUUUCACCAAGCUUUUUUUUUUUUUUUUCCAAUUUGGAGCAGCUGACAUACUGCUGGACGUGUGUCUACAUUGGUCAGCUCAAUGUCUGUCAAUGGUACAUUAAUGCUAUUACUAAUAUUGACAAGAGUAAUAAUAAAAUGAAGAAUAGAAACUAUAAUAAUGUCCCAAAGAAUGCAGAGGUGUGGUUCCAGGGGGGCAAAGCUGUGAAAAGACAGUUAUACAGUGCAGUCCGUAGGUAUUUGGACAGUGGCACAAGUUUUGUUGUUUUACCACUGUACAACAGUACAUUGGAUUUGAAAUGGACUAAUGAAUAUGGGGUUAAAGUGCAGACUGUCAGCAUUAAGGGUAUUUACAUCCAUAGCCACAGAUCCAUGUAGAAAUUACAGCCCAUUUUAUACAUACCACCCAUUUUAGUGGACCAAAAAAUAAUUUGACAAAUUAACAUAAUAUUAAAAUGCUCAUAUUUAAUACUUGGUUUCAAGUCCUUUACACUCAAUGACUGCCUGAAGUCUGUGACUCAGAGCCAUCAUCAGACACUGGGUAUCGUCCGUGGUGAUGCUUUGCCAGGCCUGUACAGCGACCAUCUUCAGUUCCUGUUUUUUCACUUUAACCUUGUAUUCACUGUUUCAUUUCAAAUGCAAUGUGCCGGAGUACAGAGCACAAGCAACAAAAAUUGUGUCACUGUCCAAAUACUUAUGUGCUACACUGCAUGUAUAUAUAUUCUUUCCUUUUUCUAAUUUCUUGUAGUGCCAAAUAAGAAGGAUGAGUUGGGUUUUUUAUGUUUUUUUUCCUGUUUUACUACUUUCCUUUGAGAAAAAUACAUAUUUUCUAGGGGGCAGUUGCAAUGUUGGCUGUACUGUGGAUUUUCAGGAGCACAAUGAUGAGAACGUGGCAGACUCUGUCAAACUCGGACACGGUGCUCCAAAGAACUCCGACCUCUGACCCCAAGGUUGACUGUACAGACAGGGGCCCGAGGAUGAGUCUCACAUGGACAGACAUGGUGGGCGGGGUCAAUGACCCAGAAAUGUGUCCAGAUGAGUAACUGGUGUCGCAAAGAAAAACUGCGCUCUUCUGGUUUCCUCUGGUCACAGCUAGUUGUUUUUUUUAUUUGUCCAAUGUAAGAUACUGUACUGUACUGAAUCAUUUGACCCAUUAAAACACAACAUAGAUUUUAAUUUUAAUAUUGCAAAAAGCUGAAAAAUGUAAUUAAUAAAUUUUUGCCUAUUCUUAAAAAA
Molecule: messenger RNA, 3198 nt
Organism: Anguilla rostrata (American eel)
Lineage: Eukaryota; Metazoa; Chordata; Actinopteri; Anguilliformes; Anguillidae
Product: putative proline-rich protein 21
Exons: 4
Coding region: 1-1131 (376 amino acids)
Source: RefSeq, a predicted model, not a curated record